CGGCUAAACCUGUAGUGACGUUUGUUUGUGUAAGGCAAAAACAAUGAGCACACAAACACACGGUUCACUGUUAUUGUAUUGUCAGGAGCACCGACGUGAAGACUGACCAGCUGAAGUCGACUGUACGGCAACAGAAUUUGGUUUUAGUUGAAAGAAGGGAAAGGAGCGCGAAGGAACUGAACACCGCGAAUUGACGCAGCGAGUGUGGGGAUAGAAAACAAACCUUGUCACCCUGUGUGACCACACUUGAUGGCUGAAUCACCCCCACCGCAGUCUACCUAUUUUAAUUUCACACGCGUUUAACUGUCGCUAUUUACCAGAAUUUCUCCGUGGUUACAUUUAAGAAUUACGUCACAAUCUAGUGAGCGAGCUUGCUAAUUUAGCUUUAGCCACAAGUUACACUGUGGCUAGCUUACAUGAUGUAGCCAAGGUUGAAGGGUCUUCGUUCGCUUAGAUGGUGAUUUACUACAAAUCAAGCGGUCCCUCAGUAGUAAGUGAGCGGAGAAUGUGAAGCACAAUGGCAAACUUGGAAGCUUACAGGGAGUACCAAAGGAUUGAGGACCUGGAGGAGGACUCUCCACCCGGGGAGGAGGACUUGCUACUACACGUGCCCGAAGGCCUGAAAGAUUCAUGGCACCACAUCAAGAACUUGGAUAACUUCUUCACAAGGAUCUACCAUUUCCAUCAAAAGAAUGGAUUCGCCUGCAUGCUGCUGUCGGAGUUCUUUGAGCUUGUUCAGUUUCUGUUCGUUGUCACGUUCACAACGUUCCUGGUCAACUGCGUGGAGUACGACGUCCUGUUUGCCAAUCGAGCUGUCAAUCAUACGGGACCGGGACACAAUCCCUUGGACAAGAGCAAAGUCACUAUCUCUGAUGCCCUCUUGCCCAGCCAGCAGUGUACUGAGAGGAUCCAAGGUAACAGCUGGAUCAUAUUCCUGCUCAUCAUGGCAGCUGUCUUCUGGCUCUAUCGCCUCAUCAAGGUCUUCUGCAAUGUCCUAAGCUACUGGGAGAUCCGCCAGUUCUACAUCAAAGCGCUGAAGAUCCGAAUGGAUGAAUUAUGCAACUUCACAUGGCAGGAAGUACAGGACCGUCUCAUCAGCCUGCAGCGAGAGCAGCAAAUGUGCAUACACAAGAAAGAGCUCACAGAACUCGACAUCUACCACCGCAUUCUGCGGUUCAAGAACUACAUGGUCGCCAUGAUCAACAAAUCUCUGCUUCCCGUGCAGCUGCAGCUCCCCCUGCUGGGCAAUGUGGUCUUCCUUACUCAGGGUUUGAAGUACAACUUUGAGCUCAUCCUCUUCUGGGGACCUGGUUCUCUGUUCCAGAACAAGUGGAACCUGCACCCCAAGUACAAGCGCAGUAGUAAUCGCCUAGAACUGGCACAGCAGCUCAGCAGAGUGAUUCUGCUGAUGGGUGUGGCCAACCUGCUGCUGUGUCCUUUUAUUUUGGUGUGGCAGGUCCUCUACGCCUUCUUCAGCUAUACUGAAAUCAUUCGGCGCGAGCCCGGGAGUCUGGGUGCACGCCGAUGGUCCCUCUACGGCAGAUUAUACUUGCGCCACUUCAACGAGCUUAACCAUGAGCUGCAAGGACGCUUAGGCCGAGGCUACAAGCCCACAUCUAAAUACAUGAACUCCUUCAUGUCACCACUGCUCACUGUGCUCGCUAAAAACAUUGCCUUCUUCUCCGGCUCUGUGUUGGCUGUGCUCAUCGCACUGACAGUCUAUGAUGAAGAUGUCCUGACAGUGCAGCACAUUCUGACUGCUAUCACUGUGCUGGGGGUGGUCAUCACGAUCACCAGGUCCUUCAUCCCAGAUGAGCAUAUGGUGUGGUGCCCAGAGCAGCUGCUGCAAUGCAUGCUGGCACACAUCCACUACAUGCCAGACCACUGGAGGGGCAACGCUAACAAGAGCGAAACCCGUGAUGAGGUGGCGCAGCUGUUCCAGUACAAAGCGGUGUUCAUCCUAGAGGAGUUGCUGAGUCCCAUUGUCACCCCCUUCAUUCUCAUCUUCCUGCUGAGGAACAAGGCUCUGGAGAUCAUUGACUUCUUCAGGAACUUCACGGUGGAAGUGGUUGGCGUGGGAGACAUCUGUUCUUUUGCACAGAUGGACAUCAGACGCCACGGAAACCCAACUUGGAUGUCUGAGGGCCAGACGGAGGCAUCCGUGUACCAACAAGCUGAAAACGGCAAGACCGAGUUGUCUCUCAUGCACUUCACCAUUAAGAACCCACACUGGCAGCCACCUCUGGAGAGCUCUGUAUUUAUCAGUCAUCUCAAGGAGAAGGUGCAACAUGAUGCACAAGGUGGUCCGUCCACGCAGCUUCUCCUUUCUGAGGCUCCUCUCUGUACAUCACUGCACUCGAAUGAGUCUGGAACAGGGCCUGAUAAUCUGUUAGCAAGCGUCCUGGCGCACCCCGUCCUAACAGCGUCAGGACUUCAAGGCAGAGAUCAUCGCUUUAUUCCGCCAAGCACUGCAGCGUCAGCUGCCGCCAGCGUCUUAGCCUCUUUGUCUACGUCCCAGCUUGUACAUGGCAACCAUCGUGGCCGCCUGCAGCGCCAUCAAACCUCCUCUGCGCACCCAGAGAGCACCAUGUACCGCAGUGAUUGCACCAUUUUCGACAGUAUGUCGACCAGUGACAGUCGUUUACGGAGCAAUACCCUACAUUCAGAGUUUGCCUCUGCAGAGAUGAGCCUUCAUGCCAUCUACAUGCACGAGCUCCACCAGCAGACCUGUCAUCCGCAGAGAAGCUCAAGGCAUUGGCAGCAAAACGAAAUGCCAAUGACGCCACUGCAGAGCAACACUGCUUUCCCGAGCCACCUUUCCUCUACAUCAUCUUUAGCCACCCCGGUGCAACUUGGUGGGUGGCAUGAAGAAGAGGAGGAGGAUGAAGGUGAACAGGAGAUUAACAGUGGUUCUACUCCAAAACAAGCAACUGGGAGGAGUCAAUGAAGUGCCUUACGACAUAAGUGUUUACAUUUUACUUUUCUCCAGUGAACAAUGGUGGCCUUAGAGGAUCUUCAUGGAGAAUUAUAGCACGGACCUUUAAAUGCAUCCUUUCGACAUGCAGUGUCAUGAGAGUCUCUCACAAACAUGAAGUAACCACUAUCAUCAUGUUCGUCUGCACACCUCAUCUGGCAGACAUCAGAGAAGCAUUUUUAUACACAUGGUUUUUGUCAUUGUGUAUUCAUAAAACCACUGAUGGAAACUGCAAAGGCUCAUGCUGACCUCUGCUUGCAAGCACUGCACAUUACAGCAACAGUGCAUUACUGCUUCCUGAACAGCUGUCAUUAUCAAAACCGAUUUGUGAUGAUGGAAUACAUCUUACACUUGAAAAGUGCACAUUGUUACACCUAACCCGGCUAUACAACUUCAGAGCUCGACUAUAGAAGGCACACUAGACUACCACAGUAGAAGAGCAUGUGGUAAAAGCCCACUUGCAUGUCUUUCGAUAGAACAUUUUGACGCUGCUGCCUGUGUUUACGUCACAGAAUUGGUUCAGUAUUAUAGUCUUUCAAGCUUUUUAAAAAAAGGACAGGAAUACAGAUUUCCAUUAUAGGAAGAAGAUGUUUUUACAUCCCUUAAAGACAAUUACGUGGGGCAUUUAUCCAGCUUUUUUAGCCCUAAUCCAAGAAAUUAUCAGGAAAAUAUUUUGAACACAUACUUUGCUUUUUUAAAUAUCUUGGUUGUACAUGUUUGUUUGUUUUUAGGGAUGCAAUUAGGGUGCAACAUUUCUGGUACAAUAUCUGGGAACUUUUCACGGAAAGUGUGGAAAUCAACUUUAGUGAGAAUAUUUUAUUUAGAACUUUAGUCAAGUGUGUUCCAUGGAACAGAUUUUCACAUUUUUAGCAAAUGUUUGCUAUAAAAAAAAGUGUGUAAAAUCUGUCGCUGUUGUGCUAAACAGCAGUCUUGUUAUGUGUUGAAACAAAUACAAAAUUCCAUUACAAGAGCGUGUAAAAAAAAAAAAAAAAGAAGCCGCUCAUGCAUAAUUUUAUUAGCUUUAUAUGUAUUUAUUUCUUCUUGCCCUCUGAUAUUUAAUAGAUAGGUGAAUGUUAUUUAUUUAAAAUAACUUAAUUAUUGAUUGGCAAUCAAUGGCAGGUGCCCACAUAUGUCAACAAAUAACGUGAAAUCUUGUUAGAAUAGUAAAACAAGCCCAUACUAAAUACAGACACCUAUAAAAUACCCAGGUUGAUAGAAGUAGAGACGAUAGAGACUAUAUAUUGCUUUUAUUUUAUUUCUAUUUUCAAAUCAUAAUCAACUGUCAUUGUUAAUACUUCAACAAAACAUCUCGGCCUCUUUAUGUAUCUGUGGAUGGACAAAUGCUUAACAAUGCUAAAAUCUCAGUAUUUUGCACUGAUACAUAUAAAUGUAUAAUAAGCACAGUUUUACUUGUACAUAAUAUACAGCACCACUACCACCUCUACAUGUUUGUAUAUGUACAAAGAUAUAUCACCUUUUGUAUCAUCAGGUGAGGUUGUCUCACAUGCUCUUUGUGGUCACCAUCUUACUAGUUCAAGAAACACUGGAGCUUGUUGUGUGUUUUAUACAGACAGUUGCACCUCACUGCUUGUGUUCACUUUUAUUUGAAGCAGUGCCUUAGUGUUAAUGACUCGUAUAGGAUUUAUUUACGGUAAAAAAAAUAUGCCAUACUCAUGUCACUGUGUGUGUAUACAACAGUCAAAUACAACAGUCAAAAUGGCUGUUAAAAUGCAUUUAUUAUGCAUAUUAUUAUUUAUGCAGUUUGACUUUGCACUGAUUUCUAUCAUUAUCAAUGUAUAACUUCAUGGCCACCACACACACACACACACAUACACACACACAGUGGCUGGGACAAGGUGCUAUGUUUUCAUGCUGAAAUACUACAAUAGGUUUUACAACUUCUAAAUACUAAACACUAGUGGACAAAUGCAACUUUUUGGCACAAAAACAUGUUUUCUGUGUCGUGAGAUUCAUUUUAUGUGUUUAAUCAUUUUCUGUGUGCGUGCGUGUGUUAUGGAUUAUGGAAUGUUUAUUUGAAAUAAAACAUACUUUGGCGAUUGCAUGUGUGAGUUUGACACUGAAGUCAUUUAAUUACUAAUAUUAUUGCCAGGUUAUGUUCUUAAAUGUCAUUUUUUGCCCUUUUAAUAACAAGUUAAAAUCAUGUAAUUACUUUUCCCUCCAACUUGGCAACCCAUGGUCUAUCGUACAACUCUUUAUCUGUUAUCAUUGGUUAUUAUUAAAGUAAAAAAUAGAUUAAACCCACAUGUAAUAUCAAUAAUAUAUAUAUUAUUAAAUUGUUUCAUAUUUGUGUCCUAUUGAUGUAUUGUUAGCAUGUAUUUUUUUUUUUACUUUUCUGACCAUUCUAAUAGUACAUUUGUUAUUAUUAUUAAUUAUUAUUAGAAUUUAUACAGUUAUCUCAAAAUAAAUGUAACAUAAGACUG
Messenger RNA from Doryrhamphus excisus (bluestripe pipefish), 5415 nucleotides. It is a transcript of the gene atg9b, whose product is annotated as autophagy related 9B. Lineage: Eukaryota; Metazoa; Chordata; Actinopteri; Syngnathiformes; Syngnathidae. Gene Ontology annotation, biological process: autophagy of mitochondrion; protein localization to phagophore assembly site; reticulophagy. The record is from RefSeq and is a predicted model, not a curated record. Gene Ontology annotation, cellular component: phagophore assembly site; autophagosome.